This is a messenger RNA of Iphiclides podalirius (scarce swallowtail), 1983 nucleotides long. Lineage: Eukaryota; Metazoa; Arthropoda; Insecta; Lepidoptera; Papilionidae. The record is from the annotation of a GenBank genome assembly.
AUGACAGCAAAGACUGGAGUACGCUUCGAGGAGGCUGAGAAUAAGAAAUGUGUCAUUUUGUCGUCAAUAGCCGCGGUCUCCACCCUUUUAUCAUGCCUGGCGUACGGCUGUCCGAUUUUGAUGGGAUUGCUGGUGAUACUGGCGGUCUACCUGAUGACGGGAAAUCGGUACCAGUGGGUGUACAUAUGGAGCAAGACGUACAAAAGGGACAUGACCGGCCUGAAGGUCCUCCUAGCCACAAUGUUCAGGAUAUGGGUGUGGGAGCGGCGAGGCACCACGGUGGUCACGCGGUGGGCGGAGGUCGCCGAGAUGGAGCCGGACAAAAAGGCUUUCGUCAUGGGCGACAGAUACUUGACGUUCCGUGAGGGCGACGAAUUCAGCAACCAGAUUGCGUGGUACUUCAAGCGGCGAGGCUUCAAGACGGGCGAGGUGAUUGCACUCUUCAUGGAGACCCAGCCGGAGUACGUGUUCAUCUGGCUGGGCCUGGCUAAGAUCAGGGUGACCACGGCGCUGAUCAACUCCAAUCUGAGGGGUGCCCAGUUGAUACACUGCCUGAAGAUAGCUGGCUGCAAGGCGGUCGUGUUCGGUGAUGAAAUGGCUGACGCCAUUAAGGAGAUACAGCACGAGAUACAAGACAUGCCAUUGUUUCAAUUCAACUCACCGGACCGCACGUCCGCCGCCAUUCUUCCGAGCACCGCGCCUCUAGCUACUGAAUUGGCGGAGAUGUCAACAGAACCCUACACGGACUUAGACCCCGCAAAGCCUAGAGACACUCUAAUGUACAUCUACACGAGUGGCACCACCGGUUUUCCCAAAGCCGCUAUCAUCACAAAUAUCAGGUACCUUCUGAUUCCGCUUGGGGUCCACAACUCCGCCCAUCUGUCGUCGAGCGACGUGGUGUACGACCCACUUCCGCUGCACCACACCGCCGGCGGCGUGCUCGGCGCGGGCCAGGGUUUGGUGCUGGGCUGCACCGUGGUCCUGAGGAAGAGGUUCUCCGCCUCCAACUACUGGAGCGACGCCGCUAAGCACGGAUGUACGGUGGCGCAAUAUAUAGGGGAGAUCUGCCGUUACUUGCUCACCGUCCCCAAAGGGCCGAACGACCGCGCUCACAAGGUCAAAGUGAUCGUCGGCAACGGACUUCGACCGCAGAUCUGGCAAGAGUUCGUCGACAGAUUCGGCGUGGAGAGGGUCCUCGAGUUUUACGGUGCGACUGAAGGCAAUAGUAAUCUCGUGAACCUUGAUUCGAAGGUAGGGGCCAUCGGCUUCCUUAGUCGUCUGGUGUCAUCUAUUUAUCCACUAACGCUUGUGAAGUGCGACGAGAUUACUGGUGAAAUAUUAAGAGAUGAGAACGGAAGGUGCAUCACUUGUGGACCACAUGAACCUGGUCUGCUGCUCGGGAAGAUCGACCCGAAGAAGGCGAUCCUGACAUUCUCCGGCUACGCAGACAAGACUGCGUCGGAGAAGAAGAUGGUGCGCAACGUGCGAGUGGAGAAUGACUGUUACUUCAACACUGGAGACAUUCUCGUCAUGGACCACUACGGCUAUUUCUAUUUUAAGGAUCGCACUGGUGAUACAUUUCGAUGGUGCGGUGAAAACGUUUCCACAGCUGAGGUUGAAGGGGUGAUCAGCAAUUUAGUUGGCCUUAAAGACACAGUCGUUUACGGUGUAACAAUACCGAACGUGGAGGGGAAAGCCGGCAUGGUCGCGAUCGCUGAUAAAGAAAAUAAACUGAGACUCGAAGAGCUGGCCGAAGGUCUCAGUUUUUCUCUGCCGGCAUACGCCAGGCCUCUGUUCCUCAGAAUCCUGCCGGAGCCGCCCCUCACAGCGACAUUCAAGCUGAAGAAGAAGGAACUCAUAGAGCAGGGGUACAACCCUGGUCUACAUGGUGACCCGAUGUAUUUCCUGGACAAGAAGAGCCGAUGCUACCUACCGUUGACGGAGAAGCUAUACGAUGACAUCGUCCAGGGGAACGUCAAGCUG